UAAAUAUGGCAUUAAAUAAGUCUUUAAAAACUGGUCAUUUAUAUUCUGGGAGUGAUGGUGGUAAUUCAAUUAAUGAACAUACUGAUAAUAUGGUUAUUAAUGAAAUUAACACAUCAAAAUCGACAAUUGAAGAAUCUAAAAUGAAAUUUAGUGCGAUUAUUCGCAAAGUUGUUGAUAAUGAUGUUAAACGAGCAGAAACUUCUCUUAAGGCUCUUUGUGAUGUAAUGCCUCCACAGUUACGUUUAAUAAUGAACGGUUCUUCUAUUAAUGAAGUAUUCGGUAGUGUUAACAUGGAGAUCCAACUUUCUAAUGAACAUAAAGAACGAAAGAUGGAUGAAUCCUAUAGUUUUGUUUCUCCUCCUUCAACCGUUGCCAAUGAAACAAAUGCAAACAAAGAAAUAAAUUAUACUCGGGAAUCAAAUGACUUAUGGAAAAAUAAUAUAAAUCAUCUAAAUAAUCAGGGUAAUAAUGAUCAAGUUCACAUAGAUGAAAAAGGAAUUGAUAAGCAAGAAGAGCUUUCAACAAUGUCUACGCAUCAUGAUGACCAUACUCAAUCUGAAAAAAAUAAAACUAUAGAACUGACAAAUCAUGAAAACUCUUCCACUACAGUUUUUUCAAACAAACGAAAAUCCACACAACCUAGGAAAUUUAUUAUCGAACACCAUGAAACAGAAAGCAGGAUCAUUCGAAAGAGAGCUCGUCCACAUACUAAAAAGAGGAAAGAUAUCGUUUCGAGCGAUGAAUCUGAAAAUAUGCAAGCAUAUUCAGUUGACGAUCGAGAUCAAAUUAGUCAGCAUAACACUGAAGAGUCCUCAGAUGAUGAUUCGAUUUCUUAUAAACAUGUAAAAUUGUCUACUACACCUUCAAUAAUCGAAAAUCAAGAUUCCCAUAAACCAAAAGGACGUUACUCAACCAGAAAGUUGGCAAAUCCAAUCGUCCAAAAAGGAAAAAACACCGUCGUUUCUUCUAUAAAUUCUGAUCACAGUAGUAUGUUACAACAAAAUGGAUUGAGUAAAACGUCGAUGAAAGCGGCAAGAAAAUUUGCUGCACCUGUACCAAAACCUGCUCCUGCUAAACCACAACGGCCUUUAGGUUCAUUUGGUUAUUUUCGUAAAGAAAUGUUCGAUAAUCGAGAUUCCGUGUUAAUUGGUCUUCCGUGGAGAGAAUGUAUAAAAAUCGUAGCACAACGCUGGAACUCAUUAAGCGAAGAGGAUAAAGAGCCUUAUAAUGAACUUCAACGUGUUGCGAGCAAGAGAUUUAAAGUGGAGAAUCGUGUAUAUCUUGACUAUUUAAAGGAAAAUGGGCUAGUGGAAGAAAAAAAGAAUAGGAUUUCCGAAAAAAAUGCUGCCAAACACACAAAUGAAAGCAAAAAGAGAAAUGUCAUAGACGCUCCUGAAGGCAGGAAGCCACGUAAAGUUUCUAAUAAUAAUUCUUUGAACAAGCCAUCGACAAUCUCAAAAUCAAGAACUGCCGCGAAUAAAAAUCCUAUUCGUGCUGCUGCAGCAAGCCAUCGUAAACCUGGUGUGACUAAAAUCUUUAUCCCCUUUGUUCGUAAAAACUAA
Molecule: messenger RNA, 1562 nt
Organism: Cetraspora pellucida
Lineage: Eukaryota; Fungi; Glomeromycota; Glomeromycetes; Diversisporales; Gigasporaceae
Source: the annotation of a GenBank genome assembly